Molecule: messenger RNA, 2049 nt
Organism: Myzus persicae (green peach aphid)
Lineage: Eukaryota; Metazoa; Arthropoda; Insecta; Hemiptera; Aphididae
Product: dynamin-1-like protein
Exons: 2
Coding region: 67-2031 (654 amino acids)
Cellular component (GO): cytoplasm; microtubule; membrane
Molecular function (GO): GTP binding; GTPase activity; microtubule binding
Source: RefSeq, a predicted model, not a curated record
UAAAUAAAUAAACAAUAACAAACUUUUUAUAUUUUAGAUUGUUGAUCGAAAUUCUACAAUACUACAAUGGAAUCCUUGAUUCAGAUUGUAAACAAAUUACAGGAUGUUUUUGCUGUAAUCGGAGAACACAAAAUUGACUUACCUCAGAUUGUGGUUGUCGGAUCUCAGAGUUCGGGAAAGAGCUCAGUUUUGGAAAGUUUGGUCGGUAAAUCUUUUUUACCUAGAGGUACAGGAAUUGUAACUCGUGCACCACUCUUUCUUCAAAUGAUUAGGUAUUCUGAAGAAGACUACCAGGAAAUGGUCAAAAUAACAAAAAAUCGUAAUAUUAAAUGUUGGGCAACGUUCCUUCAUAAAGAUGGUAUAAUUUAUGAAAAUUUUGAUGAAGUAAGAUAUGAAAUCGAAAAACGAACUGAUGUUUUGGCUGGUGAUAACAAGGGCAUUACCCAUGAGCCAAUCGUCCUGAAAGUUUUUACUCUGUCCUUCGAUCUCACAUUUGUGGAUUUGCCAGGAAUCACAAAAGUACCUGUUGGCGAUCAACCGGAGGAUAUUGAUGAGCAAAUUCAAGAGCUUAUAUUAAAAUAUGUAAAACAGCCGAAUUCAAUAAUUUUAGCUGUUGUAACUGCUAAUACAGAUCCAAGUACAUCUGAAAGUCUGAAAAUUGCUAGAAAAAUGGACCCUGAAGGUGCAAGGACAAUUGCCGUGGUUACUAAGUUAGAUUUGAUCGACAAAGGUACAAUUCAAGACACUACUGAUCUGCUCUGUGGUCAUAGAAUUCCUGUGAAACUGGGCAUAAUUGGAGUGGUCAAUAGAAGCCAAAAAGAUAUAAACGACAAUAAAUCAAUGAAAGAAACGGUGAAAAGUGAAAAGGAUUUUUUGAGAAUGAACUACCCAGACAUCUACAAAAAUCACGGUAACAAAGUGUUGGCUAAAAAACUGCAAGAUAUAUUGGUAAAACAUAUCAAAAAUACUCUUCCAGCAUUGCUAAAAAAUUUAAAUGACACAAAGACAAAACUACAAAAUGAGUUAAAAACAUUGCAAACACCUGAUAGCAAGGUAUCAUUUGUAUUAGGCUUAUUUAAAGAAAUAUACAAGUCGUAUUGUGAUACAGUACUGGGCAACACAAAAAAUAUUUCCGAUAACACAGUUAUGGGUGGUGCCAGAAUUUCACAAAUUAUAAAUGAAGAGUAUUCAGAGAAAGUGAAUAAAAUUGAUCCCUUACUUAACUUAUCUGAAGAACAGAUAAGAAUUAUUUUACUGAACACAGCUGGAAUUACCAACAGCUCGUUCGUCAAUCUAAAAGCUCUGGAGAAUAUGAUAGGUAGACAGUUGAAUAACCUAAUUGAGCCAUCCUUGCGCGCUGUGGACAUUGUACGUGGAGAGAUGCUGAAAAUAUUUGAUUUAAUUGAUGAAAAUAUUUUAGGAACUUUAAAAAGAUAUCCCAGGAUAAAUUCAGAUGUGAGAAAUGUCCUUAAUACUGUAUUGGAUGAGUAUCUAACUAACUUGAAAGAAUGUAUAAAUUCUCACAUUGAGACUUACCAGACAUGUUUGAAUACGAAAAACCCUAUAUUUUUGCUAAAAUUAGUCCACUUUUCUACUAAUGAGUGCAAUACAAAGAAUGAUGCUCCUAAUGUUAUUUCUGCGUUUUUUGAACAGAACAAGGGCGAUGUUAAAGAGGAACAUCUUAUACAAAAGUUCAAAGAAAUGUUAUCCGGGUUAACUGACCAUGCUGCUGAAACAUCAGAACAAGUCAAGAUUCAUAAACGGUUGACUCACUGUUAUUUUGAGUUUAUCAGAGAAAUCAUUGUUGACUAUGUACCGAAAAGAAUUCACCAUAAAAUGGUGAAUUUAGUUUUGAACAAUUUCGAACAUGAAUUGGACGAAAAAGUUUUUACUUUGUAUGUAAUUAAUCAAUCGUUUAAUGAAGUUUUGGUUGAAGAAGAAGGCGUUGUUGAAGAUCGAGAACGGGUAGAGCAAAUGUUGUUUGCUGUCAACAAAGCUUUGAAAAGUAUGGUAGAUAUUCAGUGUUUCUGAUACGAAGUUUACAACAAA